AUGCUUAGCUCGCACAAUCCUACUGCUGCAACGGGACACCCGCAUCUUCACAUUUUCCGUAAUUCCCGCACACCGCAUGCCCCAAGACUGACCCCGAUCGCUCCCACGUCCCCGCUCCCACGUCGGCGCUCGCCGCUCCCUUCAAAUCGCCUUUCUGCUGCUUCUGCAUUUCCCCGCAGAUCACGAUGCAAUUGCCCCUUCGGCCACUAGCGAAGCAGCUACCCGCACUGCCUUCUAUGUUUCAGCAUCCCUGCGUACCUUGCCGGAUGCCAGCAAUUCGCCCAAGAGAUGCGCCUCAGGUGCCUGCGUUUUGCACUCCGACCCCCACCCCAUCCGUCUAUCGCAUUCAACACCUGUCAUCCUGGUAAAACCAAACUAUGUUUUCCCCGCCCCC
Messenger RNA from Chondrus crispus (carragheen), 394 nucleotides. RefSeq lists its product as hypothetical. Lineage: Eukaryota; Rhodophyta; Florideophyceae; Gigartinales; Gigartinaceae. The record is from RefSeq and is a predicted model, not a curated record. The transcript is spliced from 2 exons. The coding region runs from base 1 to 210 and encodes 69 amino acids.